Myxocyprinus asiaticus (Chinese sucker) is the source of this 2301-nucleotide messenger RNA. RefSeq names its product leucine-rich repeat LGI family, member 2b (gene lgi2b). Gene Ontology annotation, biological process: inhibitory synapse assembly. The transcript is spliced from 8 exons. Lineage: Eukaryota; Metazoa; Chordata; Actinopteri; Cypriniformes; Catostomidae. The coding region runs from base 68 to 1705 and encodes 545 amino acids. The record is from RefSeq and is a predicted model, not a curated record. Gene Ontology annotation, molecular function: protein binding.
UUCAUGCUGCAUUCACGGAGCCGUGCGGGACAGGGGAGCUUUUGGUUUGCGUCUCUGCUUUAAAGCCAUGGAUCUUACAAACGCUAAGUUUUCUUUCAUUCGAAAUAGUCUUUUGUUCACUUUACUAUUCAUUUGUUCAUUUCAACUGUCCCGAUCAAAGCGAAUAUUCAAAUGUCCUUCAGGAUGCACUUGUACGUCAGAUUCUAUCAUUUGCGUCGGCUCGUCUUUCAUCCCACGAUCUAUACCUAGUGACAUCAACUCUUUGAGUAUUGUAAAUUGCAGUUUCCCAGAAAUCAAGGAGGCUAUGUUCUCGCUCAUGCCAUCCCUGCAGUUACUUCUCCUUAAUUCAAAUACAUUUUCUGCCAUAAAGGAGGAUGCAUUCUCUGGGCUUCCUCACCUGGAGUAUUUAUUCAUUGAGGGCAACAAGAUUGAAGAGAUAAGCAGAGAUGCCUUUAGAGGACUUCGGGAUGUCACACAUAUAUCACUGGCAAACAACAAUAUCAAAACACUUCCUAGAGGUCUUUUUUCUGAUCUGCGCUCUUUGAUUGAACUAGACCUGCGUGGGAACAUUUUCCAGUGUGACUGUGAGUCCAUGUGGCUGAUGACCUGGUUGAAGAGAUCCAAUGCCACAAUAUCAGAUGUUUACUGUGCCAGUCCGGCUGGCAUGAAGGGUGUCCCUCUAAAGGAUGUCCCAGAAAAACACAGCAAGUGUGUCUCCACAGAUUUUGUUCAGUAUCAGAUAGUGAAUACACAAUCCAUGUCAGCGGACAUCUUCUUUCACAAAGAUGAUAUAUAUGUUGCCAUGGCUGUUCCAAAUUCAGACAGCUGCAUAAUCAUGGAAUGGGAUCACAUUGAGACAAAAUUCCGGCCUUUUGAUAAUAUCACAGGACGAUCUGUUAUUGGGUGCAAAUCUAUUCUGAUCAAUGAGCAGGCAUUAGUCAUUGUCUCCCAGCUCUUCGAUGGCUCCCUUAUCUACAAAUAUGACCAAGCACAGAAUAAGUUCACCAAGUUUCAAGCAGUUGAAAUGCUUAACGUGUCCAAGCCCAACGACAUUGAAGUCUUCCGUAUCGGAGAUGAAUGGUUCUUCCUUAUUGUAGACAGUUCGAAAGCUGGCAUGACAACUCUGUUUAAAUGGAAUGAAACUGGCUUCUUCCCAUACCAGUUCCUUCAUGAGUGGUAUCGUGACACCGAUGCAGAGUUUUUUUAUUUAGAUGGCAAGGCUGUCCUCAUACUAGUGAGCCGCUCCCAGGUUCCUGUUAUGUACCAGUGGAACAAGAGCACCCAGAAGUUUGUUCUCCAUGAUGAGAUACCAAACAUGGAUGAUAUUGUCAGUGUGAAGGCCUUUAGGAUUAAUGACGUUCUCUACCUUGCCCUCGCCUGCUACAUCGGUGACUCAAAGGUCAUGAAGUGGACAGGCAAACACUUUGAAGAAGUGCAGGGCUUUCCUUCACGUGGUGCCACGGUAUUACAGCCAGUCAAUUUCAAAGACCAGCCCUAUUUGAUUCUGAGCAGUGAUUACUCUUUCUCCCAGAUCUUCAGAUGGGAUGAGGAGAACCAGAAGUUUAUCAAGUUCAGGGAUGUGUAUGUUCAAUGGCCACGCUCAUUUACUGCACUGUCCACAGAUCAGCGUGAUUUUGUGUUGGCCACCAGCUUCAAAGGCAAAACCAAGGUUUUUGAACAUAUUUCAGUUGAUUUUAGCAAAUGAAGUUGAGAGGCAUAUGCUGUUAUUCCCGUUGUAUGGGUAAAUGCUAAAACAUAACUCUGUCCUUAAAUAUACUGUAUGCAUACAUGUAACCUUAAUAUUUAUGAAUGUAAAGUUUUGUCAACAAAAAGGCAGAAACACAGUACACUUCUGUCAUGCAAAAGCUACACAUUUAUGCAACGUUUGGACUAUUUGAACAUGCAAAAAUACCUUUUUGAUAAUUUCAGGGCUCUUUCAGAUCUUUUUGUUGUUGUUUAGAUAUAUCAGAUUUACCAAAGGUCGGCCAUCAGGUCAGUCCAAGAGACUGUGGGCUAUCAGCGAUUAAGUAAAUUUAUCUUAGCUAACUAAGCUAGCUAAUCUUAUCUAACUGGUUUUAAUGACAUGGUUUGACUUUUUGCAUGCAUGUUAUGGGUGCUGACUAGUACUAUUAUUCAGCAGACUCAAAGAGAUUGCCUUUGUAGAACGAAAGCCUUAGAAUUGUUUUUAUUUUUUUUUAUUUUUUGCAGAGGAAUAUCUGUUUGCUAGUUUCAUUAUUAGAGAUGGCAGAGCAAUAUAUUGAAUGUAUCUUUGGAAAAAAAAUUAUUAUUAAUAAUAAAUGA